This is a messenger RNA of Acanthocheilonema viteae, 1866 nucleotides long. The record is from the annotation of a GenBank genome assembly. Lineage: Eukaryota; Metazoa; Nematoda; Chromadorea; Rhabditida; Onchocercidae.
AUGCGUUUGUGGUACUUUUUGCGUUUUGAUCAACCGUACAUUAAUGAAAUGGCCAUUGCUUGGGAAGAUGCUGCGGCCAAGUUUAUCACGGAAAAAUUUUCAAACAAUUUGUUAACUGAAAUUCACAUUCAGCAUUCACGGACAAUUGACCUAGGCCUGACACGUAAUGCGAAUCGAUUGAAGCCUUAUUUUAUCGUUACAGUUAUUGUAUUGAUCUUUUUCAGUACCUUCAAUUCGUUGAAAUGGAAAUUUUGCAGUGGUCAAGGAGUGAAUUUCGUUCGAAUUGAUUGGCUUCGAUCAAAACCAUUGCUUGCGCUUUGCGGUGUGCUUUCAUCAACAUUAGCAAUCAUAAGUGGUAUUGGUUUGUUACUGUGGUUUGGAAUGUUUUUCGCUGAAAUAACCCUUGUAGCUCCAUUCCUAGUUCUCUCUAUUGGAGUAGAUGAUAUGUUCAUUACGGUAGAAGCAUGGCAUGAUACUGAAAAAAUUUAUCCUGGAACUGAUUAUGCUACCCUAAAAGCUCGCAUGGUGAAUACGUUAUCCGAAUCAGCGGUUGCCAUAUUUAUCACAAGUUUUACGGAUAUCUUAUCAUUUGCCAUUGGUUGUUUUACGGAUAUUAUUGCUGUACGUGGAUUUUGUGCAAUGACUUCUGCAUCCAUGUUUUUUACAUUUCUCUAUCAGCUAGCAAUACGUGGUAUUGUUGGUAUGGAGCAGGGUUUAGACUAUGACAAAUUAUUGAUUGAAACGGAUCCGGUAGUUCAAACAAUAGCUAUUGAGCUUGAACUAUUUCAUGGUGGUGAUCAGAUUGAUAUAGCUAUCGUAAGAGCACCCGAUAUGACAAAACCGAUGAAUCGUGAACGCGUAGAGCAGAUGAUUCACGAUUUCGAGCAUAUGAUUUUCGGAAUUGGUCCUAAGGCAACACAAGUUUGGAUUCGAGAAUACCAGAAAUAUGCAAAUAUAACGGGUGCAUACCUGCAAAAUGAUCAUGAAUCAUGGGUUGAGGGAGUUUACCAAUGGUCACGACUUUUUGCAUUUUACAAAUUGUGGGCACAAGACUUUGUUUGGGAAAAUGAGAAUGAUCCACAAAAUUUAACAAUGAAAUCAUUUCGAUUUCGUAUCGGUUUAUCAGCACCAAAUAAUCCAAAUGAUUUGGUAAUGGAAUCUCGUGCUUUACGAGCAAUUGCUGCAAAAUAUUCGGAUAUGCAAAUUUAUACGUAUGAAUAUAGCCGAAUGAUUGCUGAUCAGUUAAACAUUAUUUUACCAAAUAUGCUAUUAAAUGAUAGUAUUGCGAUUGUUGUAUUGGUUAUUAUUGCACUAUCAUUUAUUCCCAAUCCAAUAUGUACAUUUUGGAUUUUUAUUGCUAUUAUAUCGAUGGAUAUUGGUGUAAUUGGUUUCCUAGCACUGUGGAAUGUUAAAUUAGAUCCGAUAUCAAUGAUAACUGUGAUAAUGGCAAUUGGCUUCUCCAUUGAAUAUUGCGCUCAUAUUACAUAUGGUUUUGUAAGUAAUCCAAACAAUAUUACACCGAAUGAACGUUGUAUUGAAACAAUGGAGAAGUUAGCUUGUCCAAUGAGCGGUAGAUUUCGACGUCGUCCGAAAGCGAUGUCAACUGUCCUUGAACCGCGAAAUGUCAUUUAUGCAUAUACUGGUAUUGGAAAUUUUGUUACGCCAUUCUUUAUUUUUUUUUCCAUCGGAACGAUCGUAUCAUUUGGCUUAACAAUGUUGCAUAUACCGAUGACCAAUAUGCUUAUUGAUUACGUGCAACGACGUGAAAGAGAAAAGGAAGAAGAGAAGGAGGCAAAAAUGAAAGAGAAAGAAAUGGAGGAAGAAGAAGAAAGAGAAAUGAAGGAAAAAAAAGAGAUGGGGAAAUAA